Durusdinium trenchii is the source of this 3885-nucleotide messenger RNA. Lineage: Eukaryota; Dinophyceae; Suessiales; Symbiodiniaceae. The record is from the annotation of a GenBank genome assembly.
AUGACACCUUCAGACUCCCAAGUGGCCGGGGUCUGUGGGGCCAGUUCUGCAGAUUCUGCAAACUGCAUUGCACCGAGUUCUAUAAGUCAUCAAGUCACUGAAGCUGCUUCCAAAGAAGAGACGCCGGCGCAGCCUCCUGACUUACCGACUGUUUCCGCGCCAGUUUUACCACCUCCGCAACCACCAGCUGCUCCACCUCCUGCUCCACCUGCACCAGCCCCGCCUUUGCCGCAGAGCGUAGAUCCUGAAGCUGAGGGUUAUGCCUUCAAUGAUCGACAAGCUUGGCUGUCCAUUGGCAAACGGACCGAAAGCGAGUUAGAGAGACGAAUGCGUUUGGCCAUGGAGGAUGAGGUCAAGAUGGAAGCUUUACACUCUGCCGAGGUUCUGGAGCAUCAACAGCAGUCGAUCCACCACGAAUCAUGGGCGUAUUAUGAAGGAGAUUUGAUGCGGAUGGCACACCGAAAGCUGCUGGGCCUGAACAGCUCACUGGUGGUGAUGUGCUUCUCACCCCUCCUUCCCAGUGCCAGUGACGCCAAUUCAUCAGGUGGUGGAUGUCGCGCGGCCCACCUGGAGACAUGGGGUCGAAGCAGUGAAAGCCACGGGGCCGUCCAAGACGCUCCCGACGUGGGCAAGCUAUUGCCACCACUUCCAUGGAGUUCAGCAUUUCCUUUCCUUGAGCAGGCUUCAGUGGGAAAUCACUUGGAGUUGGCUCGGAUGGGAGAUGAUCGAUUUAUUCUAUGCUUCGAAACCGAGCCGGACAUGCAUGUCUCCUACGUCUCCUGUCGGAUGGGUGUAGUGAGUAACAACUCCAUAAGCUUUGGGGAAGCGUUGGAGCAUUCUGCAGCUCAGUUGGUUUCCGUCUCCUCCUUUGGGCAAGGCAGCAUGGAUGUUUGCUACAAGCCGAUUACCGAUCGAUCAAUCCAAUGGCUCAAGAGCCAUGCACCUCUCGGCUUCGAGCACGAUGAGGCCAUGAAAAGCAACACGCUGCGAGCGAGCAGCAGGAGCACUGUGGCAGAGGUGAUUGGGAAGAGGAUUAGUGAAAAGACGCUCGUUCCAGACAAGCCUCAGGAAGAUGAGGAAGAUGAUGGGGGUGUGCUUUACCAUAUGGGCCUGGCGGCCAAGGAAGCGGCACUGAUUCACCGAGGGUACUUCAGCUGGCUCAGCGCUUUCAUGAUGUGCAUUUUCGUGGUGGGCGGCUUCGUGUCGCUUGUUUUGAUGCUCCUUGCCCUACGAAAUAACACCUUCCGCAUGGUGUCAGAAGAAGUGUCCUACAUUGAUGCACCCAAUCCACCUUGGGAGUUGCCACCCUGGGGCUACGUCAGACAACCUGGCGGUGCGGUGUCCCGAAAAAUUGGACAGAAGUUCCGAUAUGCAAUGCCACAAGUGAUGCUUUUCUACUCCCUUUUCUGUGGAUCCUUUGGCCUCUUCACCGUCGCGUACUUCUGCAGUGAAUUACUGGUCCAAGACAUCGGUGCGGAAACUGUGAUGCAGAUGGGUGAGCUGGUGAAAAAGGGCGUGGAUGUUUACCUCCUGCGUUCGAUGCCCGUGAUCUUCACGGUCGUGAUGGUUGUUGCAGCAGUUGUUUGGCUGACUGCUGGUGGGCCCUUUGUCAUCUCCAUGCUCAUCGGGGCCUCGACUUGCAUGUUUUGUGCCAAUUUGGGCACAAAUAUGAACUUUGAAGGUGGCCCACGGCUCACUCAUGCCAUGAACUAUGAUCUCCCUGGAUCCCUGCAAUCGGGUGUGCGGACGGGAGCCAUCGGUGGACUCAGUGCGCACAGCUUGGCCCAGGUGGGCGUAGUGCUGGUGUGGAUGAUUGUUGGUGAUGCCAAUGCUUUGGUUGGCUUUGGUGCAGGUGUGAGCCUGAUCUCCUUCUACAUUCGAGUGGGCGGCGGUAUUUUCUCCAAAGGGUCAGAUAUUGGAGCUGACUUCGUAGCGGACCAGAUCACUGGAGAGAUGGAUGAUGACAUGAAUCAAGAUCAGAUAAGAGAGAUGAAAAAGCAACUGGAAGAUUUGGAUGGCGACGGCGAAAAAGAUGAAAAGGCCAUAGCAGCAGAAAGGCUGAUCAAUCCAGACAGCCAGGUUGAUGAAAUGCAAGAUGCACAGUACGUGACAGCAAAGGAACUGGAAAUUCGAAAGCAUAUAGAAGAAGAAAUGGCUAAAACAUUGAAGACGAUGCACCCGGUGAAUUAUUUGGAUGCCAUCGGCGAGAACAUUGCCGACGUGGGUGGCACAUCCUCCGAUUUGUUUGAAACCAUGUCUUUGACGCUGGCAACCGCCGUGAUAUUGGGCUCGAAGAUCCACAAGGUUCCAUAUUUUGGCACCUCGUUGCCUUUCGCUUUAAUCUCCACCGGCACACUGGGAUGCACGGCGGUGUGCUAUAAGGUGAGAUGCUUCGAGAAGGAUACCGCCAGACGGAUCCGGCGGAGUUUGCAGUGCAACCUUUUCGCGGUCAUCCUUUUGGUGCAAGCGGCUGCCGUAGGUUAUUGCUACCUCCAUUGGCGCAUUUAUCACACCAUUUCCUUCGAUGAGCUUAUUGGCUACAAUGUUAUUAUUUUAACUGGCCUCAUUGCGCCAGAGUUGUGUGCGUCGAUCUGCGAAUUCUUCACUUCUGUGAGCUGCUAUCCAGUGAAGUGGCUGGCGCAGGAUGCUCACCUUGGUCCUAUGCAAGUGAUUUUGCAGGGGCUUGGCCAGGGCUUUGUCUCAGCGGGAAUUCCAUCAGUUGUGAACAUCAUCGUACAGAUCGUGGCCUUCAGGCUUGAAGGUUUCUAUGGCUUGAUGCUACUGGCGUGCGCCAGCCAGUCCUGCACCGGCUGGCAAGCCACAUUGGCCGCCUAUGGUGCUGUGGCGAACAAUGCGCUGCGCAUGUCGCACCUGACUACGGUGAACGAGCUGGCACACCACCGUGCAAAUGUUUGUGCAGCAGUUGGCACUACACAGUCGCACAAUGGAAAGGUUGUGUCAGGACAAAAUGCAUUUUUUGCCACCACCGCAUUGUUGGGCGCUUUGCUUGCUGACAAGCGGACCAAGCAGGGAGUGGACUUUACAUCAACCGUAGGUCAGGAGCUGUCGGAGUUUGCUCGAGCAGGGCUGCUGGCUGGGAUCAUUUUUACAAUGCUUUUCCUGGCGAACACCGUGACCUCCUGCAUUCGGAUGGCCAAGAAGCUGGUCCACUUUUGCAAAGAGAAGCCUGAACAAUCUGGCCCUCGACUCAACAAGACCUUCCCAGCAACGCACAUUAUACCCCUCAAGACCUUGACCGGCUUUGCCGCCAUCGAAUCCUUUCAACUCACCUUCUCACCUAUGUGUCAAACCUUUGCCGCGCCCUUGGUGAUUGGACAGCUUCUGGGGUUUAAAGGUCUCUUGAUGUUGGUGAGUGGCGGCAAUUCUGUGUGCUUCUCAUUGAACAUGUUCCUCAUAAAUUCAGGCCAAGCUUGGGAUGCAGCUCGAAAAUAUGUCCUUUUUGGGAUGCUAGAGGACAAGGAUGGAAAUGUAGUCGGAACCGACAGCCAGCAGUAUGACACACUUGGCAUCGGAGAACAGAUAGGUGGGCCGCUGGAAGACUUGACUGGACCGGCACUCAACAAUUUCAUCAAGUUUGUGGCCGUGGUCAGCUUUGUUACAAGUGAUAUCUAUGACGAGUUUCCGGACAAGACGUGGCUUUGGGGAAUUGCACAAGUCUUUUUGAACUUCGGCCUGGUUGGGUUCUUCAAGUUUGGCCUCGCAGAAGCUGUUCGACAGUUGGAAAGUUUCCUGCGACGUCGACGUGAGGCUGUGGAGUUGGAGGAAGGUGUUGCCAUGCUGAAGGAGAUCGAAAAGCGUGAAAAAGAGCGAGCUCAGCGACUGGAAGGAAUGAAGAAGGAGGAUCAGGAUCUCCAACUGGUCUGA